GUUUUAUAUGGUGCGAAAUGCUGCAUCGCUGCUCCUGAAAGGUUGUUAAAUUCCACGAUAGAUACAUCGCUAAUCCCCAAAACAACAAGAUUAAAUUCAGUUUUUAUUGUUUAACACAAUGGAAGUACUCGAGACAAUUGUAAUACAAAGUUCUGAGGUGGAAGGAAAGGAAACAGUCGUGUCCACCGUGGACACGGAUAAAACUAAAGCAGAAUUUAUAUGGACACUGCAGGCAACUUGGCACCUUGUCAACACCAGACUUGAAAUGGAUGCUGCUUUUGACCAGCCAGUCUGCAAGAAAAAGAAACUUUGGGAGAUGGUAGCAGAGAAAGUGAACGCAAAACUGAGAGAGUCAGAUAUCACUGACGUAGCUGUUAAGGCGUAUGAGUGUGAUCUAAAAUGGAGAAAUGUACUGGCAACAUACAGGAGGAAUGCAGAGAGGGCUAAGAGACUCGGGGCAGCUAGUGUCCACUGGGAGUUCUUCAAAGCCAUGCAUGAAGUCCUGGACAAGAGCAGGGAGGACAUCGAAGCCCAGCGAAGGGCAAAGCUCAGUGGCACCAGAGUAGCCAAAGCCAUGGCCAGCAAACGGUUCACCCCUAUUCUCCCUACACCUCCUGCCACAGCUGCUCCCUGCACUCCCCGCCCCCCUCAGGAUGUCCUACAGCUUUACAUGGAGCUGCAAGAGAGGAAGAUGAACAUGUGGGUGCAGCAGAAAGCCCUGGAGGAGAGGAAGAUUGAGGCUAUUAACAAUUUGGCCAAGGCUAUCUCCAGUUUGGCUCAGAGGAACGGCUGCACAGACAGUUCAAAAGAUGGACAAUAGACUAGAAGAGUAUCUGAGCUUACUGCGUGUCAUUUUCUCUAACCAAAGACUUUUCUCAAGAUUAAUUUUGGGCAUUGUGCCUUCAUUUAGACAGGGCAGUAGAUAAAUUAGGAAAUUAGGAGAGAGAGCUUGUGAUGGCAUGCUGGAAAGGAGCCACAGGUGAGGGUUAAACCCAGCCCACCCACUUGGAACUAUAGCCUCUGUACAUGAAGCUUGACUUCACCACGAAGCCAUCAUGCUCUCCAAAGACUAUUUUUAUAAAGCAACACAAGCAAAUAGUUGGAGCACAUUGAACAAAUUCACUGUUUGCUGAA
Molecule: messenger RNA, 1134 nt
Organism: Cheilinus undulatus (humphead wrasse)
Lineage: Eukaryota; Metazoa; Chordata; Actinopteri; Labriformes; Labridae
Exons: 2
Coding region: 119-820 (233 amino acids)
Source: RefSeq, a predicted model, not a curated record